Molecule: messenger RNA, 1843 nt
Organism: Scheffersomyces coipomensis
Lineage: Eukaryota; Fungi; Ascomycota; Pichiomycetes; Serinales; Debaryomycetaceae
Product: ribosome biosynthesis protein
Exons: 2
Coding region: 211-1557 (448 amino acids)
Biological process (GO): ribosomal small subunit biogenesis; ribosomal large subunit biogenesis
Cellular component (GO): nucleolus
Molecular function (GO): RNA binding; DNA binding
Source: RefSeq, a predicted model, not a curated record
CUUCCAAUGCUAAAUAAAUUGAGUUUCACACGUAAAUCACGUGCAUCUCAUUGAGAAAAAAAAAGAAGAGAGAAAAAAAAUUUAGUUAAAUAUCAAAAGCUGUUUGUUAAUAUAGGAAAUAGAAGUGAUUUAGAGUUAAAGAGAAAGUGUUUAGCAUAUAUUACACUUUGUUCUUGUUGUUGUAAAUAGUGUAUAAGUCAUAUCAAUAUCAUGAGUAAUUCAUUAGAAGAACGACUCAAGACUCAUUCAUCUGCCUUUGAUGGAUUAUUAUCAUUAAUACCAGCCAAAUAUUAUUAUGAUGAUGCUACUCAAGACCAAUGGAAACAAAAGAAGAAAUCAUCUCAAGAAUUAGCUGAUAAUAAACGAUCUAAAUUGGAUCCUGAUUCUAAGAAAAAUGCAGAUGAUUAUGUAAAUGGUAAUGCUACUGCAAAAGAUGUCAUGGAUAAUAAAGCUAGUAAAGCCAAACGAGUAGUAUUACCAGGCUCUAAAGUGAAACCAGCACAAGAACCAGUACAAGAAGAUGAUGAAGAAGAAGAAGAAGAGGAAGAAUCAAAAGAAGUUGAUGAUGAAUCUAAUUCAGAUGAUUCCGAUGAUUUCAUACAUGAAGAAUCAGCUGCACAAUUAGUAUUUGAUGAUGAUGGAAAUGAAAUUGAAAUAAAUGAUGAUGAUAGUAAUACUAGUGAUGUUAAUGAUGAACAAGAGUUUAAAAAACAAAAAGUUCAAAAUAUUUCAACUAAAAAGAAUGGGAAAUCACUUUCACCAGAAGAACAAUUAAAAAGAGAAGAAAAUUUAAAGAAUUUACGAGAAAAAUUAGCAAAUAAGAUAAGUACAUUAAAAGAAAAAAGGAAAGCUCCAGGUACUAAAGGUAAUGGAGUAGUUAAAUCAAGAGAACAAAUCUUAGAAGAACGUAAAAGAAAAGAAGAAUUAAAGAAAGAAUUAAAAAGAAAAAGACGAGAACAAGAAGAAGAAGAUGAAGAUGAUGAUGGUGAAGAAAAUUCUGAUGAUGAAAGAGAUGAAGAUGAUGAUCAAGAUAAAAGUGUAUUAUUUGGAAAUAUAGUAUUUAAUGAUGGAUCAAGAGUAACAUCAGAUUUAACUAAACUUCGUAAUACUGCUGAUAAGAAAAAACAAAAGGGUCCAGCUAAUAAAGAUAUUAAAGGUCAUUUACAAAAAUUAGAACAUAAGAAACGUAAAUUGGCUACUUUAUCAGAAGAAGAUCAAGCCAAACAACAACAAAAGGAGAAAUGGCAAAGAGUUAUGAAUCAAGCAGAAGGGAUUAAAGUUAAAGAUGAUGAAAAAUUAUUAAAGAAAGCUCUUAAGAGAAAAGAAAAGCAAAAAUUAAAGAGUGAAAUCGAAUGGAGAGAAAGAAAACAAGUAGUUAAAGAUACUGUUGAUGCUAGAUCUAAGAGAAGAGAAGAAAACUUGAAAUCUAGAAGAGAUAAUAAAGGUAAAAAGAGUAAGAAUCAACCAAGAUUAAAGAAAUUCACUGGUAUAGUAAAUAAAGCCGCUAAAAAGAGAGCUGGUUUUGAAGGAAGUGCCAAAUCAAAGAAGAAGAAUUAAAGUGAAUCCCUUUAAUUACAUAGACAUUUAUAUAUACUAUAUAUAGAUACAUUAAAAAGUAGCAAAUAUAGAAAAGUUUUUUUUUUGCAUUUUUCCUAAUUAGGACUAUGUUUACUUCCUGCAUAUUGCAUUUUUAUAGUUUUUGAUGAAAUUUAAAAAAUGGCUGCCCCUUUGAUUUUAACAAUGCAGUUUUAAACAAUUUGGUCAACGUAUUCAUCCAAUUAGAAACCAAUCAAUUGAAGUCAAUCAAUUAAUCAAACCAAAUCGAAUCAAAUCAUGUCAUUCC